UAACAAAAACCCAUGGCUUCUUCUUACACACUUAUGCUCUUCCUUUGCCUCUCCAUCUUCCUUAUCGCUUCCACUGAGAUGAUGGCGGUGGAAGGAAGAAUUUGCGAGAGGCGAAGCAAGACAUGGACAGGGUUUUGUGGCAACACUCGUGGCUGUGACAGUCAGUGUAAGAGUUGGGAACGUGCUUCACACGGGGCUUGUCACGCUCAGUUCCCGGGUUUCGCAUGUUUCUGCUACUUCAGUUGCUGAAGCAAGCAUACUCCUUAAGAGUUGUGUGAAUCUUCUUCAAGUGUCACUGUUUUAUCUUGUAGCAAAUCCUAGUCCCUAUAUGGCAAAACCAUAACCUUUACUUUAGCUUGUGUUCAGUAAUAAAAAAAAUUCCCCUUU
Messenger RNA from Arabidopsis arenosa, 387 nucleotides. Lineage: Eukaryota; Viridiplantae; Streptophyta; Magnoliopsida; Brassicales; Brassicaceae. The record is from the annotation of a GenBank genome assembly.